Molecule: messenger RNA, 309 nt
Organism: Ectocarpus siliculosus
Lineage: Eukaryota; Phaeophyceae; Ectocarpales; Ectocarpaceae
Source: the annotation of a GenBank genome assembly
AUGGGAGAAAUGGUGCCUGACUGGGCGCAAAUGUGGGGGGCUAAGGUCAAGAUGCCAACAGACAUGCGCGACGACAUGCUGAGAGAUGCCAUCGAGACAUGCAGGGAUGCCUUGGAUCACUGUGCGGAUUUCGAAGCAGAAGGACUAGCGGCAGCAGAGAAGAUCAAAAAGCAUUUCGACGCGCGGUGGGACCCCAGCUGGCAUGUCAUAAUCGGUCGAAAUUUCGGCUCUUUCGUGACGCACGAAACAACGUGUUUCGUUUACUUCUACUUGGCAGACAAAGCGAUCAUGAUGUACAAGGCCGGCUGA